AAGCAAGUGGUGGGUCAUCACACCUCCUUACCAGAUUGAAAAGGAAGGUUAUCUCCCAGGGAGGCCUGAUUAAUGCAGAUACACAAUACUGAACACACUGAAGGGGAGAGAAGAGGCCCAAGUGGGAAGAGAAACAUUUUAUGUUUAAAUUUUUCUUGUCUGGCUAUAAAAUAGGAAUUUUAUUUCAUCAUACCUCAUUUUGUAGACAGUCUGAUUCCUCACACCUACAGCUGAAGAUCCAAUGGAACCAUACUGGUGGGGAAAACCACAUGGUCUUUCCAUUAGCAAAGGAGGCUCAGAUUGUAGAUUCCUGCAUUGCUUUGACUGAUGAGAAUAGGCUAGUCUAACAGGGAAGAAUGCUCAGGGCUGCAUUCUAGACCUCAAGCAACUCUGUAACAAUGCUAAGCGUGAAACAGCAAAUGGUGGAACCUUUCAAGACCCCUGCAAAACAAACCAGAUUUCCUUCCUGUGUUCCUCUCUCCCAUCAUUCUUUGCACAGUACUGUACCAAAUCCAGUCUCUCAAGGAGCAUUUUCCACAAACAAAUAAUUGAUGCAUUUGGGCCUCAGUGUAGCUCUAUAAAUCUUACUAGUAGCCAUACCUCAUCUAUGCAUCAUAGCACCAGUGAUCCUCUGCUUAGAAAGAAAAAAGAACAAAAUAUAAGCUUGAAAAUUUACAGCUUUCUCUUCCAGACAUAUUUUGCCAAAUAUCCACUGGUAAAUGACCAACUCAAAAUAUUGAUUAACAAAGAAGUAAAAAAUAUCACAUUCCCAUAACUGCAGUUUACAUUUAGUGAACCAUCAAAACGGGCAUGGGAUAAAUAGCACCAUUUUUCUAAAAAUUUAAACAAAGUUCAGUUCUGAAAUGCAGUCCUCCCUUGCUAUCAGUAGGUGAUCAGUUCCAGGACCCCCACAGACACCAAAAUCCUUGAAUGCUCAAGUUUCUUAUAUAAAAUAGCAGAGCAUUGGCAUAUAACCUACAAAACCCUCUUGUAUACUUUAUAUCUCAGUUAUUUAUUAUACUUAAUACAAUAUAUGAAAAGUUUUCAAAACAUGGGAAAUUCAAGUUUUGCCUUUUAGAAGUUUCUGAAAUUUUUUUCUAAAAUUUUCUAUGUAUAGUCAAUUCAAUCCAUGUAGAAUCUGGAUAGAAGACCAGCUAUACCUAAAACAGAAAUAGUAUUAAUAUAGUUAUCCUACUAAGUAAUUUUUAAUGAAGUGGAACUAAUUCAAGUUAUGUCUUCUCAGGACAAAAACGGGCAGCAACAAACAAAAAAGGUGGGAGAAAACAAACAUGACCUUGAUGUCUCCUUGAAAGUCCAUAAUCUCCACAUCUGUUCUCUUCAUCCUCUGGUGAUAUUACUUUUCUGUUUAUUUUGCUAUUUAAGUCUAAACACAUGUAGGUUCCUGAGAGAUUACCCUAUCAAAGUUGGUCUACGCCUGUUCUUUCUUACCUCACAAAAAGUAAAGAAAAAAAAGUGUGCAUGUGUGUCCUAUUGGUGGUUUAAACUCAUAGCUGGGACUUCCUCUUUGAACAGUUGCCCUUUCCUCUCACACAAAGGAGAUCUCAUUUUGUCUGAAACUGGAUAAAGUUGAAACUAACCACACACCAACGAGAGGGUAUGAUGGCUAAGAAGCCCCCGAAACCAGCCCCUCGCAAGAUCUUCCAAGAAAGGUCAAAGAUUACUGCUCUACCCUUGUACUUUGAAGGUUUUUUAUUAGUUAAGCGGUCAGAAUACCAGGAGUAUAAGCAUUACUGGACAGAGUUGAGAGGAACUACACUUUUCUUUUACACUGACAAAAAAAGUACAACAUAUGUUGACAAGUUAGAUAUAAUAGACCUUACAUGCCUUACUGAUCAGAAUUCAACUGAAAAGAACUGCGUAAAAUUCACCCUUGUUUUGCCAAAAGAGGACGUACAAUUGAAGACAGAGAAUACAGAAAGUGGGGAAGAAUGGAGAGGCUUCAUUCUUACAGUAACAGAGCUGUCAGUUCCCCUACAUGUGUCACUCCUUCCUGGGCAAGUAAUUAGACUGCAUGAAGUCCUAGAGAAAGAAAAGAAAAGGAGGAUUGAGACAGAGCGGACACCAAGCUCAUCUCCAGAAAAAGGGAAGCAACCAUUUGAAGAUUAUGAGGAUGUACUGAACCCUAUGCCAGCAUGUUUUUACUCAGUGUCCCGGAAAGAAGCAACUGAGAUGCUCGAGAAGAACCCUUCCAUGGGAAAUAUGAUCCUGAGGCCUGGCAGUGACAGCAGAAAUUACUCCAUCACCAUCCGGCAGGAGAUAGACCUGCCAAGAAUCAAGCACUACAAAGUGAUGAGUAUAGGGAAAAACUACACUAUUGAAUUGGAAAAGCCUGUAACACUCCCAAAUCUUUUCAGUGUCAUUGAUUAUUUUGUGAAGGAGACACGAGGAAAUUUACGACCAUUUAUAUAUUCAGCUGAUGAAACCCUUGAGACGAAAGGAUUUCCUGUAACAUCUUUAAAAUAAUUUUUUUAAAGGGGGGGGAGGCUGGGGAAUCCAAACAUUUUUUUUUUUUUCUCCAUGGAUGAUAUUGUGUCAGCUAUCUAAUGCUAUAUAACAAACCACCCCUAAAACAUGGUGAUUAUAUCAAUGACCAUUUUAUUUACUCACAAUUCUGCACAUCAGCAACUUGGAUUUGAUUCAGUUGGGCAGUUCUUCUGCUAGCAUCUUGAUGUCAUUUGUAGGACUAUAACCAGCUGGUGGCUUGACUGGAGCUGGAUGGUCUAAGUUGGCUUCAUUCACACAUCUGGUGCUGGUGGUCAGCUGGGCCUGGCUGAACCAUUCUCUUCAUGUGGUCUCUAAUCCUGAAGGUUAGCCCACAUUCUCUCAUGUGAGAACUCAGAGCAUUUAAAGAGAGAAGGAUAGCUGCAUGUCCUUGGGCUAGGAAUUCUUAGUGAUGAGAAUUAAGUAUGGCUCUCUUGGAGCUUUCAUUAUAGGAGAAACUGUGAAUUGAAUAAAUAAUCCAAAGUAUGAUAUAUCUUAUAUACAGGGAUUAUUUUUCUUCCUUUAAAAAAUUUAAUUUACAUGCAAUAAAAUUAAAUUUUUGGUGUAUAGUUCUGUGAAUUCUGACUAUCAUCACCAUGAUCAAGAUAUAGAAAGUUCCAUCACCUCAAAAAAUGCCGUGUCCUUUCUUUUUAGUCAAUUCUUCUCAGACACAGUCCCUGGCAACUACCGAUCUGUUUUCCAUUCCUAUAGUUCAGCAUUUUUCCAGAAUGUCAUAUAAAUGGUACCACAGUCCAGAAUCUUCUAGGACUUCUUUCACUCAUUAUAAUGUCUAGAUUCACACAAGUGUUGUGUAUUAUAGUUCACUCUGCUUUAUUUAUAUACUAUCAUAUUUAUAUAGAAUAGUAUAUAAAUACAGGGGAAAAUGUCACUGUAGGGAGGUACCAGUUUGUUCAUCCAUUAACCAACUUAAAUAUAUUAGGGUCAUUUCCAAUUCUGGGCAAUUAUUAAGCUACAUAAAUAUUUGUACACAGAUUUUUGUGUGAAUAUAAUUCUUUAUUUCACUUUGAAAAAAAUACCUAGGAAUGAAAUUACUGGGUCAAAUGACACAUGUAUGUCUAACUUUAUAAGAAACUGUAAAACUCUUUUCACAGGUGGUCCUACCUUUUUACACCUCUACCAUCAAUGUCUGAGAGCUCUGGUUGCAUCCUUGCCAGCACUUCAUCUUAUCUUUAAAUUUUUAGUGGUAUCUCUGUGGUUAUAAUAUGCAUUUCCCUAAUGAUUAAUGAUGUUGAGUAUUUUUUCAUGUGCUAUUUGCCAUUCAUGUAAUCUAAUUCGCAAAAUAUACACAAUUAUUUUGACCAUA
Molecule: messenger RNA, 3826 nt
Organism: Capra hircus (goat)
Lineage: Eukaryota; Metazoa; Chordata; Mammalia; Artiodactyla; Bovidae
Gene: STAP1
Product: signal transducing adaptor family member 1
Exons: 9
Coding region: 1618-2484 (288 amino acids)
Biological process (GO): positive regulation of B cell receptor signaling pathway; cell surface receptor protein tyrosine kinase signaling pathway
Molecular function (GO): signaling adaptor activity; protein kinase binding
Source: RefSeq, a predicted model, not a curated record